Penicillium angulare is the source of this 1119-nucleotide messenger RNA. Its product is annotated as ribosome biogenesis TSR3 family protein. The record is from RefSeq and is a predicted model, not a curated record. The coding region runs from base 1 to 1119 and encodes 372 amino acids. Gene Ontology annotation, biological process: maturation of SSU-rRNA. Lineage: Eukaryota; Fungi; Ascomycota; Eurotiomycetes; Eurotiales; Aspergillaceae. Gene Ontology annotation, molecular function: rRNA small subunit aminocarboxypropyltransferase activity. The transcript is spliced from 3 exons.
AUGGUCCGCCAUAAGAAAGACAAUUUCUCUCGAGGGGGCAAGAAACCCUCCAAUCCCCGCUCGCGACCGGUGCCCCGCGAUGAUGGAAAUGACAGCGCCGCUUCGUCAAGGCCCGCUUUCAGGGCUGCUUGUUGGGAUAUGGGCCAUUGUGACCCGAAGAGGUGCUCUGGGAAACGUCUUAUGAAACUCGGAUUAAUGCGAGAGCUCCAUAUUGGCCAAAGAUUCCCUGGCGUCAUCGUUUCGCCCAAUGCGAAAAAGGUCAUCUCUCCGGCAGACAAAGAGCUUAUGGAACAACAUGGUGCGGCGGUAGUGGAGUGUUCUUGGGUGCGAGUCAAGGAAGUCCCAUGGUCACGUAUCGGCGGAAAAUGCGAACGACUCUUACCCUACUUGAUCGCAGCAAACACAGUGAACUACGGCAAACCUUGGCGAUUGAACUGCGUCGAGGCGCUGGCAGCCUGCUUCUGCAUUUGUGGACACGAGGAAUGGGCGCAAGAGAUUCUGAAGAAUUUCAGCUACGGACAAGCAUUUUUGGACAUCAACUCUGAGCUUCUGAAGCGCUACGCUUCUUGUAGUACUGAGGAGGAUGUGAAGAGGACAGAAGAAGAAUGGCUCGCCAAAAUUGAGCGAGAAUAUGAGGAGAGCCGUAUCGAAGGGUCUGAAGAUAUCUGGACCAUUGGAAACACAAACCGCCUGCCGGCCAACGAAGGUUCGGACAACGAUGACGAAGACGACGAGGAAGAUGAUAGUGAGGUCGAGGAGAAAGGGGACAGUGAAGAGGAAGAAGAGGAUAAAGACCCCUUUGCUAUUUCCGACGACUCUGAGGAAGAAGCACAAAUGGCCGAAAUCCGGCAAAAAAUCCUCAACUCGAAAUCUUUCCAGAACCCAUCCGCCUCGGACAAGGAACAACCAGAGAAAAUUGCAAAGCCAGAGCCUGCAUAUGUUGACUCGGAUGCGGAGUCUGGCUCAGCCGGUAGCGAAGACGAGGACUUUGAUAACAUUAUCAACGCAACUACCGUCACGGACCGCACUGGGAUUAAAGAGAUUCAGCGCCGGCGAGGGCAAGAGACAGUCAGCGCUUCAUUCUCAAGGACUGAACUCUCUGCGCCAAAGCGAUGGUGA